Sebastes umbrosus (honeycomb rockfish) is the source of this 2501-nucleotide messenger RNA. Its product is annotated as E3 ubiquitin-protein ligase NRDP1. Gene Ontology annotation, molecular function: ubiquitin protein ligase activity. Gene Ontology annotation, biological process: protein ubiquitination. The record is from RefSeq and is a predicted model, not a curated record. Lineage: Eukaryota; Metazoa; Chordata; Actinopteri; Perciformes; Sebastidae. Bases 325 to 1281 code for a protein of 318 amino acids. Gene Ontology annotation, cellular component: endoplasmic reticulum tubular network. The transcript has 7 exons.
UUUUUAGCCGGUUCGUUCUUGACCGACACAUCACUAUAGUGGCACUUCCGGUCUCAGACUCGGCUGCAACCGCUGUGCAGAAGGUGUAGAGAGGAUGUAGCACAGAGACGUGGCUAGCGAGCUACUAGUUACAGUAGGACGUCCGAAAAUACACAAACAUCGUGAUAAGGAUCUGUUCUACUACAUGUUCAAGGAGUGUCUGUGUCUCUUUCACCAGACAGAUUAUUUCUGCCAGAUGUGACGCAUCAGCUUAACAUCAAGAGCUGAAUGGAAGCAUUUAAGGCCCUUUGUGAGUGAGGAGGUUGUGGAUCCCAGUAAUGUACCAUGGGGUACGACGUUACGAGGUUCCAAGGGGAGGUGGAUGAAGACCUGCUGUGCCCUAUAUGUAGUGGAGUGCUCGAAGAACCAGUGCAGGCUCCACACUGUGAGCAUGCCUUCUGCAAUGCCUGUAUAACACAGUGGUUCGCCCAGCAGCAGAUAUGUCCUGUUGACCGCACGGUAGUGACGCUCGCUCACCUCCGGCCCGUGCCACGCAUCAUGCGCAACAUGCUGUCCAAGCUUCAGAUCAGCUGUGAUAAUGCGGGUUUUGGUUGCAUAGCCACUCUGCGGCUGGACCAGCUGCAGUCACACCUCAAGGACUGUGAGCACAACCCCAAAAGGCCCGUCAACUGUGAGGAGGGAUGUGGGCUUGAGAUGCCCAAAGACGAGGUGCCCAACCAUAACUGCAUCAAACACUUGCGGAGCGUCGUCCAGCAGCAACAGACUAAGAUUUCUGAUCUGGAGAAAACUGUUGCAGAGCAUAAACACCAGUUGGGGGAACAAAAACGGGACAUUCAGCUGCUAAAAGCCUACAUGAGAGCAAUCCGCAGUGCUAACCCCAACCUGCAAAACCUCGAGGAGAGCAUAGAGUACAAUGAGAUCUUGGAGUGGGUGAACUCCAUGCAGCCUGCCAGGGUGACACGCUGGGGCGGGAUGAUCUCCACUCCCGAUGCUGUGCUCCAGGCCGUCAUCAAACGCUCCCUCAUCGACAGCGGCUGUCCUCUCUCAAUUGUGAACGACCUGAUCGAGAACGCCCACGAGCGCAACUGGCCUCAGGGACUGGCCACGCUCGAGACGCGGCAGAUGAACAGGCGCUACUAUGAGAACUACGUUGCCAAGCGUAUCCCUGGCAAGCAGGCAGUGGUGGUGAUGGCCUGUGAGAAUCAGCAUAUGGGGGAGGACAUGAUCCUGGAGCCCGGCCUCGUCAUGAUCUUUGCGCACGGAGUGGAGGAGAUCUUAUAACUUUACAGCUAACUGAGCUGAUCCAGAGACAAGAAGGGACGUUUUGCCUGGGAGGGGGUUUGCCGUGACGAGUAGAGAUUUCCUCGUUGGAGUGAAACCUUCAGAUUAAAUCUGGCUUAUUUAAAAUAAAAUCGUAUAAGAGGCUCACUCCUAAGCUUGAUACCUAUGCCUUAAAGUAAGGACAAAUAUAUUAUGAACCUGGCUAAUAGAAACUUAAUCUGACUGAUAUCUGAGAUAAAAGGUGAGAUGUUUACAAGGUUUAUAUUUUGGUGCAUUAUAUGAUCUGAUUGUUCUGCUCCAUGUCCUAAUGUAGUAAUAAGCUUGAACCCCCGUUUGAUGCCCUCAGUUGUAUAAAUGCUUGUAAAUACAAAUACUAUAUUGAAUUAUAAAUGUCAUUCUCUUAUUCCUCUCACUGUAAUUAGAUUGUGAUUUUUUGUUUAUCUCAAUUCUGUUUAGUCCAGCUUGUGUUGCCGUCUGCAGGGACGUCGACUCUGAAGAUUUUUCGCGUGCUUGCUUUAGUGUUUAGUUUCCUGUGAAUAUUUCACAAGACGUUGUGCUUCUGAGUUUUGAUUGUCUAAACCUUCUGUGCCAUUUGUUUUAUUUAUUGUGUUGCCUUUUACACAGACAUGCUUGAAGAUGUUACCAUUUGAUGUAUGGAAAUCUGCCUUUUUCGGUGCAUUUGAAGUUCAUUGCCGGAAGAAAAAUGUUUUUUGUGUUUUCUUUGUUGCCUCAGUUGUAAAUAGUCUGUAUGUUGGGUCCAGUUGAAGUGUUAAAUUUGAAGUUUAACAUUUGGGUUUAACAAUGUAAAAUGAGUUUUAUUUGACAAAUCAUAAUGGUUCACUUGAUAUUUUAGGUGAUCCUUAGGUCUUUUUCUGAUGAUUGAAAUAUAGACAUUGAUCUUCUCAUUCUUCACAGUUAGCAAACAUUUGUUCACUGACAUUUCACCACAAAUCAAAGCUUGGAGAUUGUAAAAAUAUUUGUAAAGUCACUCUUAUGGCUUUUGAGAGGUAAAAUGUUUCACCAUUAGUCACUUAUUGCUGUAGUAAGACAAACAAGACUACAAACGUCCGGUAUAAAAGCCCUCAGAAGUGCAGUAAACAUAAGUUUGGAUUGUGCCCUUUAUUAUUUUCCCUCUUAAUGUUUUUGUUUGUUUUGUGUCUGUUAUGUACCGUGUUGUACAGACAAGAAAGUAAUAAAAAAUGUCAAACUUCAUGACAAAA